CGGAACUCUUACCGGCAGCGAGAGAGUCCUGGCAGCUGUCGCUGCUACUUUUUCGUGGAAGCCCUGCAGUUAGGACUUUGUGGGGUCUGGCCAGCUGGCUACUCGUUUCCUCGAGUAAUUGGACCAAACUGGUGCGGCUGUGUUUAAAAUUCCCACCCUUUCCUCUGGAGCUGGAAAUGCUUUACCUCGUCGGCCUGGGCCUGGGAGAUGCCAAAGACAUCACUGUCAAGGGUCUGGAAGUUGUGAGACGCUGCAGUCGGGCCUACCUAGAGGCCUACACCUCAGUCCUGACUGUAGGGAAGGAAGCCCUGGAAGAGUUUUAUGGGAGAAAAUUAAUUCUUGCUGAUAGAGAAGAAGUGGAACAAGAAGCAGAUAAUAUUUUAAAGGAUGCUGAUGUCAGUGAUAUUGCAUUCCUUGUAGUUGGAGAUCCAUUUGGGGCUACAACACACAGUGAUCUUAUUCUGAGAGCAAUGAAGUUGGGAAUCCCUUAUCGAGUGAUUCACAAUGCUUCUAUCAUGAAUGCUGUAGGCUGCUGUGGUUUACAGCUGUAUAAGUUCGGAGAGACAGUGUCUAUUGUGUUUUGGACAGACACUUGGAGACCAGAAAGCUUCUUUGACAAAGUGAAGAAAAACAGACAGAAUGGCAUGCAUACAUUAUGCUUACUAGACAUCAAAGUAAAGGAGCAGUCUCUGGAAAAUCUAAUCAAGGGAAAGAAGAUCUAUGAGCCUCCUCAGUAUAUGAGUGUAAACCAGGCGGCCCAGCAGCUUCUGGAAAUUGUUCAAAAUCAGAGAAAACAAGGAGAAGAACCAGCAAUCACCGAGGACACGCUCUGUGUUGGCUUAGCCAGGGUUGGAGCUGAGGACCAGAAAAUUGCAACCGGCACAUUACAGCAGAUGUGCACCGUGGACUUGGGGGGUCCCCUGCAUUCCCUGAUUAUCACAGGAGGCAGCAUGCAUCCGCUGGAGAUGGAGAUGCUAAGUCUAUUUGCCAUACAAGAAAACAGCUUAGAAUCCUGAGUAUUGACAGACAUUUCUGUUGUGUCUUGUUAGAUAUAGAUGUUCUAUAAUUAUUUGUAUAACAAAUUAAACAUUCUUUUGAUUUAUCUAGUAUGCAUAAUAAUAAUUUGCCAGGCACUGAUGGAUCAUACCUGCAAUCUUAGCUGUUCAGGAGCUGAGGUCUGAGGAUCACAGUUCAAAGUCAGCCAAGAUAGCUUAUGUACAGAUUACCAAAAAUAGAAGCUGGAAGUGGAGCUGUGGCUCAAGGGGUAGAGUGCUAGCCUUGAGCAAAAAAUUUGGUCAGGGACAGCACCUAGGCACAAAAAUUGGUGCACGUGUGCACACGCACGCGUGUACACACAAAUAAUUUGACUCAACAGUGUUUAGUUUCCAACAGCAGAGAUUAAUCUUAUGGCAUCAUCACUUGCAGCUUUUCAGGAUAUGUGCAAGUAGAGUAGACCAAGCUGGGGAAAUAAUGGUGAGAACAUCCAUAGACUGAAUCAUUUAAAAGCAGUUUUUAUUUAUGAAGCCAGUUAACAAGUUUGCCUUUUGAUUCUAGUUUGCAAUGGUAAAAAAUGGGGGGAAAAAGCAAAUA
Perognathus longimembris pacificus (Pacific pocket mouse) is the source of this 1590-nucleotide messenger RNA. RefSeq names its product diphthamide biosynthesis 5 (gene Dph5). The record is from RefSeq and is a predicted model, not a curated record. NCBI's taxonomy places the organism in Eukaryota, Metazoa, Chordata, Mammalia, Rodentia, Heteromyidae. Gene Ontology annotation, biological process: protein histidyl modification to diphthamide. Gene Ontology annotation, molecular function: diphthine synthase activity. The transcript is spliced from 8 exons. The coding region runs from base 177 to 1016 and encodes 279 amino acids.